GCAGCAGGCCGGCGUGUUCGUCUUUCGAAUUUUGCGGUUGAGUUUUCCGACGGAAAAUGGCCCCAAAAUCGGCCUCCAAGAAAGAAAAACCACUGUGGUGGAACUGUGAAAAGUGCCAAACGUACCUGCCGACCAGUGAGCUGCCGAAACACCAGGAAGCAAACUGUGCCAACAUCCCAACGCUCACCGGUUAUGUUUCUGCCGGUGCUAGCUUCCACUGCCGGAAGGUUGAAGUUGGUACGCUGGCCACGCUGGAGGAGGUGAAGCGAUGUACCGAUGCACAACGGUACCGAUUGGCCACGAUGCCACUGAGUGUGCUGAGAAAGUUGAGAUUAAUGCUUGGCGAUUACGUACGGAUCUCGUUGAGCAGGAACGGUGCCCCAAUUGGCACGAUCGUUCGCGUUGUUUGGCCAGUAGAUGAUCGUGCGAGAACCAAACUCGCCCUCGAAGCGCUAGAUGAGUUCGACAGCGACAAGUGCAACGAUCUGACCGCCAGCGUGGCACCCAUCGAUCCCAGCAACCUGGAAGAUGCGCAAGAAAUUGGUUUGCGUCUCGAGAAUCCCGAAGAUCAGGCAAAAGUGUUCAACAAAAAUGGUCAAUUCCUGCUUUCCUGUUUAAAGCACCAGCUGCAAGGUAGCGUGGUAAUAAGGGAAAACCGAAUCGCUUUAAAAAUUUGCAACAAAAUGUUUGCCUUCCGCAUUGAAAACGUUCGCACCGUCGGUGACGAUGAUACGGUGACCGAUCAGUUCAGCCGGAUGAGCUUACAGGAAAGUAGAAUGUUCGUGAUACUGCGUACCACGAAGCUCGCGGUGCUGGACGAUGCUCAAGCGGAACAACAGGCCCAUCAGAAUCAACGGUACGCCCUCGAACGUAUCGGAGCUCUCGAUAGCAUCAUCAGUGAACUGCGAACGCUCUUGGAUGCCGCGUUUGGAAUCGAAACACGAAAGCGCCACGGUCCCAUCAGCCGUGGUGUGCUCUUGUACGGUGUCUCGGGUGUGGGCAAGACAAUGCUAGUCAACGCACUGGGCGCCCACUACCGCUGCCAUGUUGUACGUCUCAACUGUUCGGAGGUUUACAGCAAAUUCUACGGUGAAUCGGAAGUAAACGUCUCACGCCAGUUUAGCGAAGUGUUCGACGUUCACCCCAAACCGGCACUCGUCAUCGUGGAAGAACUUCACAAUCUCUGUCCAAAAGCGAGCACGAGCGAUAUCAGCAAGCGCAUCUCGCAACAUUUUCUCAAUCUACUCGAUAGCCUGCACAACUCUGCGCGUGGUAAUCGUACGCUAGUGAUCGGUACAACGGACAAUGUGGACAACGUGAAUGCGUUGCUGCGUCGUGGAGGACGGCUGGAUUACGAGUUCGAGCUACCGGUUCCGGAUGCACCGGGACGAGAGUCCAUUUUGCAGCGAAUCUUAUCACGAACGACGCACAAUCUAUCAACCGAGGAGAUCCGUUCGAUUGCUCGCAUAACGCACGGUUACGUUGGGGCCGAUCUGGAGAACUUGGUGGCCAAUGCUGCCGGUAGUACGGCUGGACGCUCUAUGGUCGACAGUCAAACACUGUUGACGGCCACUCAGCACGUAAAGGCAAGCGCAAUGCGUGAAAUCAUGAUCGAGUGCCCUAAUGUCCGUUGGACCGAUAUUGGAGGACAGGAGGAUCUGAAGCACAAGCUGCGCCAAAUCAUCGACUGGCCUAUCCACCAUCCUGAGGUGUUUACACGGCUCGGUAUUAAGCCACCGCGCGGUUUGCUCAUGUUCGGACCACCAGGAUGCUCGAAAACGAUGAUCGCCAAAGCGAUCGCAACGGAGAGCCGAUUGAACUUUCUAUCGAUCAAAGGAUCCGAGCUGUUCUCGAUGUGGGUUGGUGAAUCGGAACGAGCGGUACGGGAUCUGUUCCGCCGGGCACGUCAGGUAGCUCCGUCGAUCAUCUUUUUCGACGAAAUCGAUGCAAUCGGUGGCGAACGAUCGGGUGAAGGGGGUAGCGGUGGCAACUCUGUAAAAGAGCGCGUCCUGGCCCAGCUACUGACCGAGAUGGAUGGUGUGAGCGUACUGAAGGAUGUGCGCAUCGUCGCGGCCACCAAUCGGCCCGAUCUUAUCGAUCCUGCCUUGAUGCGUCCCGGUCGAUUGGAUCGCAUCGUUUACGUGAGGCUACCGGAUGAGGCCGCCCGGGAGGAGAUCUUCCGCAUUAAACUGAAAACCAUCCCAACGGCCGCUAAUGUGGACGUGCAGGAACUGGUGCGUCGUUCAGCCGGUUGUUCUGGCUCUGAAAUUGAAGCCAUCUGCCAAGAGGCGGCACUGCGCGGACUCGAAGGUUCAUUCGAUGUACAAACCAUCGAUUGGUCACACUUUGAGCACGCUCUCCAGCUCGUACGACCACGGACCAGUCCCGAUCUCUUACGCCUGUACGACGACUAUCUAAAGCAACAUCAAUAAAAUACCGAGACACCGAGAGCUCAUGGCAA
This is a messenger RNA of Anopheles aquasalis, 2461 nucleotides long. Its product is annotated as ATPase family protein 2 homolog. The record is from RefSeq and is a predicted model, not a curated record. Lineage: Eukaryota; Metazoa; Arthropoda; Insecta; Diptera; Culicidae. Gene Ontology annotation, molecular function: ATP binding; ATP hydrolysis activity. Gene Ontology annotation, cellular component: cytoplasm.